AGAGCGCCAUACCGAAUGCUAUGGUCGGUCCUGCAGUCGACGAAGGAAAGGCGCUUGACGAUGAAGCGUUCUUCGUCGUGAAGCUCGGUCCAUCCAAGAUAAGAGCGUCAAAGCUGGGCGUCCUGUUCCUCGCAUUCUGCGCUGCCCUCUACUUGUGGGGCUCGUCCUCGUUCAUCCGACGCACGACACCGACGGUCCCAGCGACGUCCCCGGAAUCCUACGCCCACCUCGCCUCCCACUGCGCGUCCAUCCCACCCAUCUCCGCCAACGAGUUCCACGCGCGCCAGACGGCGCUCGCGCAGACGCUCGCGUCUCUCAACGCGUCCGCCUACAUCGCCGAGCCCGGAGCAAACGCCCAGUUCUUCGGCAACAUCUCCGGCUCGAGCUGGCACCUCUCCGAGCGCCCGUUGCUGCUCAUCGUCUCCCCCGCGUUUGACGCUUUCGGCGAAGUCCAACCCAAGAUCACGAUCCUCACUCCUUACUUCGAAGAGACGCGCGCGAAGCUGCUCGAGGUGCCCGCGGCGGAUGGCGUGGAGUACGCCGCUUGGCCGGAGGAGGCGGACCCGUACGCGAUCGCCGUCUCCGCGAUCGGGGGUGGUAGCGGGAAGAUUUUCGUCGACGCGUCCAUUCGGCACUUCAUCGUCGACGGCCUGCGCGGCGCCGUCCCGGAGUCGGUCGCCGUCGAAUCCGCGCCCUUGGAGAUCCGGUACUUGCGGGAGCGCAAGUCUCCCGCCGAGUUGGAAAUUCUGAAGUGCGUCAACGAGGUCACCGUGCUCGCUGUCCGCGAGGUGCGCGAUAAGAUGUACAUUGGCAUCCGCGAGUCGGAGGCGCGGGACAUGAUCCUGGCAGCUCUCGGCGCGGCGGGCCUCCAUGACCUGGACUCUCUCGUGCUCUUUGGAGAAAACGCCGCGCUCCCGCACGGAAGCGGCACCGACCGCGUACUGGGCAAGAACGACUUUGCCCUCUUCGACUGCGGCGGAGGGUUACACUCGUACUUCAGCGACGUGACGAGGACCUUCGCGCUGAAAGAUACGGUCCUGUCCAAGGAGCAACUCGCGCUGUGGAAGCUCGUGCACGCGGCGCAGACGAAGGCGUCGACGUUCAAGAACGGGACCAUCACUCGGGAGGUCGACGAAGCCGCUCGGGCCGUCAUCGAGGACGGCGGGUACGGGAGGUACUUCACCCAUCGGCUCGGACACGGUAUCGGACUCGAGGUCCACGAACAACCCUACCUCCGCGGCGGAAGCUCCGACGUGAUCCAAAUCGGCCACACCUUCACGAACGAACCCGGGAUCUACAUCGAGGGCAAGGUCGGAAUCCGUCUGGAGGACUGCUUCUACGUUGAUGAGAACGGCGAUUUCACCUUCUUAACUGCCGGCGUCGGAGGCCAAGCGACUUGCCCCUGGUCUCCGUGAACGCGCCGACGGGUGUAAUUGAUAACAUUGGAUAUAGGGUUUACUUUAGGAGAGGGACAAUAAAAACAAUGGAACGCCGUUUCCCGAUUGUUGCUGGUCGUCGGCCAGCUUAUCGUGGUGCGAGGCACGGGAUCACUAGAGGCUCUCAUCCUAUCGCGGUCCCUAAAGGGGUCUGCGCCGGCGAAAGCAAUGACUGGUCUGCACAACUUCCCGCCAAAACUUCGAACGAUCCCGGAGAGUGCAGGAACCAGAUCAUAGCACCAUUCCUGACGGACGCGUGCAGGGCGGAGGCGAC
Messenger RNA from Punctularia strigosozonata HHB-11173 SS5, 1710 nucleotides. RefSeq names its product Creatinase/aminopeptidase. The record is from RefSeq and is a predicted model, not a curated record. NCBI's taxonomy places the organism in Eukaryota, Fungi, Basidiomycota, Agaricomycetes, Corticiales, Punctulariaceae. Bases 21 to 1415 code for a protein of 464 amino acids. The transcript has 8 exons.